Molecule: messenger RNA, 1852 nt
Organism: Prosopis cineraria
Lineage: Eukaryota; Viridiplantae; Streptophyta; Magnoliopsida; Fabales; Fabaceae
Product: peroxidase 46-like
Exons: 6
Coding region: 627-1607 (326 amino acids)
Biological process (GO): hydrogen peroxide catabolic process; response to oxidative stress
Molecular function (GO): peroxidase activity; heme binding
Source: RefSeq, a predicted model, not a curated record
GACGAUGAAUUUCAAUAGAUGAUUAGUUCAAUUUAAGAAUUAAAUUGAACUCGCCUAAAAAAUUCGUCGAAAAAAUAAAACCGGAAGAGAGUAAAAAUAUGCUGAAUAAUAUCCUAGAGUCGACCAUCAAAAUUUACUUUAAAUGUCAAAUUAAAAUGCCGCAAUGCGUAACAUGUCGAUGGGGUUGACCGCUUGACCAAGUGCAUGCACUUCUUUUUACUAUUUAUAGUUUUAAUCUGUCUCUUCUCUUCUUCUAUCAGAGUCACCCAUUCAAUUUUCAUAAAUGAACUGAGAGAAUCUAUUUCCUCCUUAAGUUUUUUUGGUAAUGAUUUUUCAGAACCCACCCCACCCUUACUUGCAAGUUGUAUUAUCACCAGCUGAAUACAGGGGAACUCUAAAGUGUGGCGACUGCCAUCAUUUUCUACAGCUCUGCCGUCAGACUCAGCGACCUUGUUCUGUUUGGCUCGCAGAUUUUUGCUCCCACACCUAACAUACAUUCCACUUGCCCCAUUUUUCUGGACUAACUAAGAACACCAAUAUUAUCUAGUCAUAGUUAUCACAUGGCUCUACUGCAUAUAUAAUCUUAUGACAGAUCAGUGCCUCAAAUCUAAGAACGACAAAACUUAAUGGAGACGAGGGCAAUAGUUUUUCCCACGGCAGUUUUCAUUCUUUUUAGCUUGUCCGUUGCAGCAUCCGUUUCAGGCAACCUCUCUUUCAACUUCUAUGCAGCUUCAUGCCCUUCUGCAGAGUUCAUUGUAAGAAACACUGUCCGUUCUUUCUCCUCCGACGAUCCUUCCAUUCCGGGGAAACUCCUUCGCUUGGUUUUCCAUGAUUGCUUCGUGGAGGGAUGUGAUGCAUCUUUGAUGCUACAAGGGAACAAUACCGAGCAGAGUGAUCCAGCGAACAGGUCAGUGGGAGGUUUUUCAGUGAUAGAUUCAGCUAAAAGAGUGCUUGAGAUUUUUUGUCCAGCAACCGUUUCUUGUGCUGACAUAAUUGCUCUGGCAGCUAGGGAUGCUGUUGAAGCUGCUGGUGGACCCGUAGUUCAGAUUCCUACAGGCAGGAGAGAUGGGAUGGUUUCAUUAGUUUCCAAUGUCAGACCCAACAUUGUUGACACCAGUUUUACAAUAGAUGAGAUGAUUAGCCUCUUCUCCUCCAAAGGAUUGUCCCUCGAUGACCUUGUCAUCCUUUCAGGGGCUCAUACCAUAGGAUCAGCUCAUUGCAGCUCAUUUAGGGGGAGGUUCCAAGAAGACUCGAAGGGGAGGCUUAGGCUCGUUGACAAUGACCUGGACAGUAGUUAUGCAAAUGAACUGAUGAAAGAGUGUGGAGCAAAUGCAAACCCAUCUGUAACAGUUAACAAUGAUCCUGAAACAUCUAUGGUGUUUGACAACCAGUAUUACCGGAAUCUACUGGCUCGCAAGGGUCUGUUCCAGUCGGAUUCUGUUCUGCUGAGGGAUAAUCAAACAAGAAAAUUAGUAGAAGAUUUGGCAAAUGACCAGGAUCUUUUCUUUGAGAAAUGGAGCCAAUCAUACCUGAAGCUGACCACUGUUGGAGUGAAGACAGAUGAAGAGGGUGAGAUUCGACGUUCUUGUGGAGCAACUAAUGCAUAAGUUGAUGAAUUGUUUUGUGCAUUCUUUGUUAGUUAGUGUGGGAUGUUUUUCAUUGCAGUUUGUCUGGCAUGUUAGACACUCACAGUUUAUGAAAUAACGGGAACUAGAAUAACGCUCGUCAGCUCUAAAACAAUCCUUACAUUUUUUUUGUCUUUUGAAAGAAAAAUAAGAGGGACCGAGUGAGGCUGAAGGCCUGUGGAAUUUGACAUGAUUGUCACUGGAAUAUUUUUUGAACUUACAUGGAC